CGGGUCCUUUGUUUGAGCGAGGCCGGAGCCGCGGAGCCGCCGCAGCGCCGGGGCCGGGCCGGGACCCCCGGGACCCCCGGGACCCCCCCGCACCCGGCACCCCCCGGGACCCCGCCGGCACCCCACGGACACACCGGCACCAGCAGCGCCGCAGGCCAUGGCUGGCGCGUAGCCCCUCCCCCACCGGACCCGACCCUCGGACACGCUGAGCCAGAGCCGGAAGGGAGCGAUGAUUGGCUGCCAGGCGAGAGGCGCGCUGUGAUUGGCCGGUUCCUGGAGAGCGUCGCGUCAUCGGUGGAUGCGGCAGUGAGGGAGGGGCCGCCCCCGCCCAGCAGCCGCCCCCCCCCACGGGGGGGCUGUGGGGGGACCCAGCCCAACCCCCCCCACGAGUGGCCGAUGCAUCGCGCCGUGGAGCCCCUGGGGGGCCGGGCCGCACGGGACCCCUUCGCCGUGGGGAGCCUGGGCUGCGGCGGGGGCUGGGCCGGCUGCCCCCGGGCCUGGCUGCCCCCCCCCAGGUGCUCCUCCAGCCUCGGGCCGGCGCCGCUGCCCCCCCACCUGACGCCCCCCCCCAGUGGCAAUGGGGGGCCGCCCCUCCCCCACAAGGCCUUCUACACUCCGGGCCCCAGAGCCCCCCGGGCCCCCCUGGACCCCCUCCAGGGCUGUGUCCGGGCGCUGCAGCCCUGGGACCCCCCCGGCCCCGAGGCCACCCCCGAGCUGGAGGAGCCACCGAGCUGCCACCACGGGCGCCACCGCGGCCACCGCCCCGGGGACAUCGGACACCGAGGGGACAUCGGACACCGCCCCGGGGACAUCGGUCACCGAGGGGACGUCGGUCACCGAGGUGACAUCAGCCACCGGCCUGGGGACCUUGGACAUCGAGGUGACAUCAGCCACCGGCCUGGGGACAUUGGUCAUCGCCCUGGGGACAUCGGACACCGGCCUGGGGACAUCGGCCAUCGAGGGGACAUCAACCACCGCUCUGGGGACAUUGGCCAUCGGCCCGGGGACAUCGGUCAUCGCUCUGGGGACAUUGGCCAUCGGCCUGGGGACAUUGGCCAUCGGCCUGGGGACAUUGGCCAUCGCCCUGGGGACAUCGGUCAUCGCUCUGGGGACAUCGGCCACCGGCCCGGGGAUCUCGGCCACCGAGGGGACAUCGGCCACCGCCACGGGGGGGACGGCAGCCACCGCGGGGACGUCAUCGGUGGCCACCGAGGGGACAUCGCCGCCCGCAUCGGGCGCCUGCAGCAGGCCCAGCUCUGGAGUUUCCCCCCCGGCCCCGUGUCCCCCCCCCGGGCUCGGGCCCUGCCCCCCCUCCAGCAGGUCUGGAGCCUGCUGCACCCCGAGAAAAGGACGUUCCCGGCCAAAAGGGGGGGGGCGCAGCUGAAGAGGGGGGCGGCCCCCCGACCCCCCGCCCGCGGGGCAGCCCCCCCCCCCCGCCCAGCCCCCCCCGCCCCCCCCCGAGGAGCCGCCCAUCCCCCCCCUCAAACGGCGCCGCAGCGGCAGCCCCCAGGGGGGCUGUGGGGCGCUGCCCCCCCCGGGGCCCCCCCCAGGGCCGCCCCCUCCGUUCCCGCUGCCCCCGGGGCUGUGGAGCCCCUUCCCCCCCGCCGAGACAGCCUGGGCCCCCCCCCGGCGCCACCCGGACAGACAGUGUCCCCCACGUGUCCCCAUGUCCUCGUGUCCUCUUUGUCCCCCAUGUGUCCCCCCAUGUCCGCCCAUGAGCAGCGGCUGGUGGCCCCCCUCCCGGUGCCCCCCCCUGCGCCCCCCCGGCCCUGUGUCCCCCCGGGUCCCCUCCCAAGUGACCUUAGGGCCCCCCCCAGCCGCUCACCAGCAGCACCGACCGCCUGCGUGCCUUGUGCCCCCCCCCGGGCACCCCCCCGGACCCCCACCACCAGCACCCGCGCCCCCCGAAGCACCCCCGCCCCUCCUCCCCCCCCCCCGCACCCCGAGCCCCCUCCCCCGCCUUUGCCCCCCCCUCCCCCGCCCUCCUCCGAGUCCCCCGGGGUCCCCCCCCGCCUGUUCGAUUUCGGGGCCCCCCCCUUGGACGAUCAAUUCGAGGAGCCCCCCGAGUUUGCCAAAAUCUUGCCCGACGGCCUGGCCAACAUCAUGAAGAUGUUGGACGAGUCCAUCCGGCAGGAGGAGGAUGAGGGGGGGGUCACCCCCCCCCCCCCCCCCCCCCCCCCCCUUUCGGUGCCCCCCCCCCGGGUCACGGCGACCCCCCGGACCCCCCGCCUUUACCCCUUCGGCAAACGGGACGACCCCAAAACUUCCCCUUUUUACCCCAAACCUCCUCCUCCUCCUCCUCCCGCCGAAAAACCCUCCGGAGCGGGAACGGGGAACAACAACAGCAGCAGCAGCAGCAGCACCCCCAAACCCACCCCCCCUUCCCCGCGCCCCCCCACGCCCCCCGCCCAAGUCGCUACCUCAGCCCCGGGCUGGGGCCCCCCCGCGCUGGCCGUGCCCCCGCCGGGCCGCAGCGAGUCGGAGGCGCUGGAGGAGAUCAGCCGCGCCUGCGAGACCCUGGCCGAGCAGGCGGGCCGGCCCAGCCCCCCCUCCCCGGACACCCCCCCCAAAACCGGGCUGGGCGGCGGCGGCCGCCGGCACCGCCGCCCCCCCCCCUCAUCACGGCACCGGGACCUGCGGCGGGGACCCCCCCGGCGCCGGCACCCCCGGAAAGAGGAGCGGGAACAGCAGCAGCAGCAGCAGCAACAGCAGCGGGAGCAGCAGCAGCGCGACCGCCCCGUGCUGGCCACGCUGGACCUGCAGAGCCCCGGCGUGCAGGAGAAAGGGGGGGGACCCCUCCCCAGGCUGGAAACGAAAGGGGGAACCCCCCCGAACACCAACAACCCCCCCAGUGCGGCUCCCACCCCCGCGGGACCCCCGCCCGCCUUCGUCAGCUCGGCCGACCUGCUGAAGCUGCGCUCGCUGGGCGAGGGGCCCCCCAAAGAGCUCAAGAUCCGCCUGAUCAAGGUGGAGAGCGGCGCCGGGGGGCCCGGGGGGAUCCCCGGCCUCGGGGGGGGCCCCGGAGGUGGCGGCGGUGACGCUUUGGUGGCCUCGGAGGCGGCAGAGCCGCGGGGGCUGCCCCUGGCUCAGCUGACGAUCCGGCACAGCGCUGCCGAGGUGGUGCGGGCCAGCAAGCAGGCGCGGCUGAAGGGGCCGUUCAGCGAGUCCUACCUGUGCCCGGCGCAGUCGGUGAAGCCGCGAAUCGACGCCCGCGAGCAGCUGCCCCGGGACAAACUGAACCCGCCCACGCCCAGCAUCUACCUGGAGAGCAAACGCGACGCCUUCUCGCCCGUGCUGCUGCAGUUCUGCACCGACCCCAAGAACCCCAUCACGGUCAUCCGGGGCCUGGCGGGGUCCCUGCGCCUCAACCUGGGUCUGUUCAGCACCAAGACCCUGGUGGAGGCCAGCGGCGAGCACGCGGUCGAGGUGCGCACGCAGGUGCAGCAGCCCUCGGACCAGAACUGGGACCUGUCGGGGACGCGCCAGGUGUGGCCCUGCGAGAGCAGCCGCUCGCACACCACCAUCGCCAAGUACGCCCAGUACCAGGCCUCGUCCUUCCAGGAGUCCCUGCAGGAGGACAAGGACAGCGAGGAUGAGGAGGCCGAGGAGCCCGACAGCACCACCGAGACCCCGCCCAGCCCCCCCGACCAGAAAUCCCACCAGAUCAUCAAGUUCGGGACCAACAUCGACCUGUCGGACGCCAAGAGGUGGAAGCCGCAGCUGCAGGAGCUGCUGAAGCUGCCGGCGUUCAUGCGCGUCUCCUCCACGGGGAACAUGCUGAGCCACGUGGGCCACACCAUCCUGGGCAUGAACACCGUGCAGCUGUACAUGAAGGUGCCCGGCAGCCGCACCCCGGGCCACCAGGAGAACAACAACUUCUGCUCGGUGAACAUCAACAUCGGCCCCGGCGACUGCGAGUGGUUCGCGGUGCACGAGCACUACUGGGAGACCAUCUCCGCCUUCUGCGACAGGCACGGCGUGGAUUACCUGACGGGCUCGUGGUGGCCCAUCCUGGAGGACCUGUACCGCUCCAACAUCCCGGUGUACCGGUUCGUGCAGCGCCCCGGCGACCUGGUGUGGAUCAACGCCGGCACCGUGCACUGGGUGCAGGCCACGGGCUGGUGCAACAACAUCGCCUGGAACGUGGGGCCGCUCACCGCAUACCAGUACCAGCUGGCCCUGGAGCGCUACGAGUGGAACGAGGUGAAGAACGUCAAGUCCAUCGUGCCCAUGAUCCACGUGUCCUGGAACGUGGCCAGGACCGUCAAGAUCAGCGACCCCGACCUCUACAAGAUGAUCAAGUACUGCCUGCUGCAGUCCAUCAAGCACUGCCAGGUGCAGCGCGAGAGCCUGGUGCGCGCGGGGAAGAAGAUCGCCUACCAGGGCCGCGUCAAGGACGAGCCGGCCUACUACUGCAACGAGUGUGAUGUGGAGGUGUUCAACAUCCUGUUUGUGACGAGCGAGACGGGCGGGCGCAACACGUACCUGGUGCACUGCGAGGGCUGCUCGCGGCGCCGCGGCGGCGGCCUGGCCGGCGUCAUCGUCCUCGAGCAGUACAAGACCGAGGAGCUCAUGCAGAUCUACGACGGCUUCACCCUGGUGACGCCGCCGACCCCCAGAUGAGUCCAGGGCCCCCCCCAGGGUGGGGGAGGGGCCAGGGGGGGCCCCGCCCCUCCCCCCACCACGAACACUUUUUAUUUAUUCGCGGAGAAAUCGCCCCAAAAAUCGUCUGGACGGACAAGGACAAAGCUUUGGGUGGAAAAACUCCGAUUUUAUACGAAAAUCCCCAUUUCUAGGAAUUGACAAAGCCCCUCCCCUGCCGCCCCUCCCCCCGCGGUGGGGGAUGGGGGGGGGUCUCUCUGCUGCCCCUCCCCCACCCCCACAUUUUGGGGGCUCUGAACUCUGAGGGGGCUGGGGGGGGGGAGGGGAGGCUCCGCCCCGGCCCCUCCCCCUCAUUUUUGGGGGGGCGGGGUUUGUGCCCCUCCCCCCACACAAAGGGGAGCCUGGGGGGUCCCCGCCCCCCCCUCAGCAUUAAAGGGGGGGAGGGGCAGGGGGGGAGGGGCACUUUUUUUGGGGGGGGUCGGACCCCUUGCCAAGAUUCAACCAAAAACUCGCCCCGCCCCCACCAGCAGCCGCCCCUCCCCCCCAUACGGGUCCGGGCCGGGGGGAGGGGCACGGGGGGGGGUGGGGGAGGGGCAGGAUUUUAUUGGUGGGGGGGUGCCCCCCCUCCGCCCCUCCCCCCUCGCGGGGCGGGGCUCAGGUCUCUACGGGGGGGGAGGGGCUCCCCCCAACCCAUGGUGCAAAGGGGGGAGGGGCCUGUGCUACCCCCUCCCCCCCAAAAGGGGGGGCGGCAGGAGCCCCCCCGCGGGGGGCGGGGCCUCGGGGUGCCCCUCCCCCCCUUUCCCCGAGCCUCCUUUUGGGUU
Messenger RNA from Camarhynchus parvulus, 5423 nucleotides. It is a transcript of the gene KDM6B, whose product is annotated as lysine demethylase 6B. Gene Ontology annotation, cellular component: MLL3/4 complex. The transcript has 26 exons. Lineage: Eukaryota; Metazoa; Chordata; Aves; Passeriformes; Thraupidae. Gene Ontology annotation, molecular function: histone H3K27me2/H3K27me3 demethylase activity; RNA polymerase II cis-regulatory region sequence-specific DNA binding; chromatin DNA binding. The record is from RefSeq and is a predicted model, not a curated record. Gene Ontology annotation, biological process: regulation of gene expression; heart development. The coding region runs from base 397 to 4623 and encodes 1408 amino acids.